Poecilia latipinna (sailfin molly) is the source of this 1849-nucleotide messenger RNA. It is a transcript of the gene bub1bb, whose product is annotated as BUB1 mitotic checkpoint serine/threonine kinase Bb. The coding region runs from base 49 to 1344 and encodes 431 amino acids. NCBI's taxonomy places the organism in Eukaryota, Metazoa, Chordata, Actinopteri, Cyprinodontiformes, Poeciliidae. The transcript has 8 exons. Gene Ontology annotation, biological process: mitotic spindle assembly checkpoint signaling; meiotic sister chromatid cohesion, centromeric. Gene Ontology annotation, cellular component: nucleus. Gene Ontology annotation, molecular function: protein kinase activity; protein binding. The record is from RefSeq and is a predicted model, not a curated record.
AGCUGCUAUAAUAUGUGUCUUUGUGUAGCGAUCUAGACUUUGUCAACAAUGGCAGAAGGAGGAGAUGUGGAUUGGGAGCUCAGCAAAGAAAACAUUCAGCCGCUGAGGCGCGGCAGAGAUAUAUCGGUGUUACAUCAAGCCCUUAGCCAACGAGAAGAAGGACCCACCUCUGCAAUCAACCAGCAGAAACAGAUGUUUGAGUCUGAACUUCGAAUGUAUGAAGGAGAGGAUCCACUAAGUGUUUGGGAUAGGUAUAUUAAGUGGACAGAACAAACCUUUCCUCAGGGUGGCAAAGAAAGCAACCUUGCAACAUUGUUGGAGCGGGCUGUGACCAGAUUUACAGAUGAAAAGAUGUAUCACAAUGACCCUCGCUAUGUUGAUCUCUGGAUCAAAUUUGCAGAGAACUGCUCAGAGCCCCUCGAUAUCUACAGAUAUAUGCAAGCACAAGGAAUUGGAGUGACACAGGCGGCGCUCUACAUAGCUUGGUCAGAGGAGUACGAGAAUCAGGGCAGUUAUCGAAAAGCAGAUCUCGUCUAUCAAGAGGCAUUCAAGAAGUUUGCUGAGCCACAUGACAAGCUUCUUCAGUUUCACAAGGCUCUGCAGGCUCGUGUGUCCCGACAGGCAUUAUUAAAAUUGGAAAAUGACAGCAGUGACGAGGAGCCAAAACAACCUGAAAGAGUUUCACUAGCCGACCUCAAACAUAGAGGGAAGAAGAAGGCCAUUGCUCCUGUCAACAGGACUGGGUCGGCAAUCAGAAGUAUUGGCGGAGGCCUGCCGUCACGCGGUGCCCCAGUCCUUGGCAACGUCUCAAACAGUAAGCUGGUGAUUUUCGAUGAGAACAAAGCUGAAACUGCGAGUCCAUCAGAACCUUCGCUGGAAUCCUGGAUGGCUCCUCCCACGUCAAGGGCAAAAGAAAACGAGCAGAAGCCAGAGAAAUGGUGUGAUGUAAAGAUGCCCCAGAAAACAAAAUUUGGACAUGCAGUCAUGCCUCCACCACCUCCGAAACCCACCUUCCAACCAUUUGUUGAGGAGUCUGACCAGCCUCCAACAAUGACACCGUGCAAGAUAAACCCGACAGUGAACUCCGUUCUUUCAGCGCGGAAGCCGAGUAAAGAAGAAACUCCCCUGAAAAGACUGCAAGAGCACCAGCAGCAGCAUAAGGAGGCAGAAGAAGGAAAACUGCAGGAGCGGAGCAUGUACUGUAAAGAGCUGCUGCUCAGCGGCGCCACCGAAUUCUGCUUCGAGGAACUGCGAGCUGAACACUUCUUCAAAAAGAUGGCACAAAAGUCCCAGGAAGCCAGAGGAGGAGACGACUGUGAAGCUGCUGCCGAUCCUGCGAAGUGACACUUGCGCCUUAAAAAAUUUGGCAAAAAUUUCUCUAUCAUGUUGUAGUUGCUCAUGUAUAGUUUGUGUUCCUGUUAAUAUUGUUUUGUAUUGAAGAGGCUUUUUAAAAUACUUUUAAUUUCAAAGCAUCUCACUUAAGAUGUGUAGGGUUUGUCAAAAUCCUGCACAAGAAAAUGUAGACUAAAUAUUACGGUUAAAAGACAAACGGAAAGUCGUUUUGACGUUCAGGUGUCCUGCCUCUUGAAAACUACUACGUUUUUCUGCUUUUUUUCCCUCAUGCUCUUCUUUAUAAAUAUGGAAAUGCUCCACAAAAGUUUUUCUCUGUUCUUUAGAGCAGUGACCUUGAUAUGUGCGGAUAAUUUUUUUUGUCCAUUUCAGUAUUUCUUAAUGGUUUUAUUAGUACUUUUUUCUAUGACACUCAGUUUUAGAUUAAAAUCCCUUGUUUGAAACCUCAUGCGUAAGUUUGUGUUGCUGAAAUAGUAAAGACUCUUUGGCAGUUUAAAGC